AUGGGCUGGCAGCUUGAGGCUGGAGGCAGCACGCUGUUGCUGCUGCCUGGCACAGCCCAAAUCGGCCGCGCAGCAAACGCUCAGAUCCGCUCAUCGCACCAGUCCGUAUCGCGCAUCCAUGCGGAAGUUGUUGUACGCCCUAGACAAGGCCCGCUGGCAGACGUGAGCCCGCUGGAGAUUUGCAUCAUCGACCGCUCGUCCACGGGUCACACCUUUGUAAAUGGCCAGCAGCCCGGUCGAGGGACCCCGCAGAAGCUCUCAGAGGGCGACCUGCUGCACUUCGGCGUGGACCCGGUGAGGUACAAGCUGUGCUGGCGACCCAUGCUGGUGAGCUUCUCCAGUCGCUUGGCUCCUGCGGAGCUCCAGCAACUCGAGGAGAAAGCCCGCGCCACCGGAACGUUUCUGACACCCGACUGGACGCCUCAAUGCACUCAUCUUUUGCUGGAGCAGUUUGCAAUCACGCCCAAGCUCUUGUGCUGCAUCAUCGACGGCGCGUCGCCUGUGUCCAUGGCCUUUCUCACCGAACUUCACCAGCGCGUGGGUGAGCAGACUGAGCUCCGCCCUGCGCCGCCGGCGACAGAGUUUGCCCCUCUUCCUGCUGAAGGCGUUGACGCGGCCUAUGCGGACGAGCUUUCUGCCUACGUGGCUUCGCCACAGAAGAGAAAGGACUUGCUGGCAGGUGUGUGGGUCAUCUUCAGCGCAAAGCAGACGUACGACACGCUGUCCGUGGCCCUCUCGGGCGCGGGCUGCCAAGUGCAGCUCCAGACCCAGGACGCGGCGGCCAACGUGGUGCUGCAGGAGCUGAAGCGAGCGCGGGGCAAGCCACGGGAGGUCUGGGUCAUUCCGUCGCUGCCGCCUGGGCUGGGCGCCGUGCUGGCCCAGCCCCUGGCGGAGCUGCGAUGCCCCGUGCGCGUGGUGAGCCAACAGGCUGUGGUUGGCGCUAUCCUGGCCGGAAGCAACCAGCGCAUCCAGAGCCAGGCACCCUUGCCCAAGGCGGAGCUGGAAAGCUUCCCGGAAACGCACCCAACGCACACCCGACCGGAGAUGGCCACACAGCGGAAGCGGCAGAUCCCAUGGGAGUCCAAGGCAGGGAUGCGAGUCAAAGAGGAGAGCUUUCCGAACACCGUCCAGGAGCCAGGCCUUUGCAGAUCAACGCAGCAUACCAAGCUGGAGGAGGAGAAGGUGGAUGAACACGAGGCACUGGGAGGAGCACGGCCUGUGCAGCACUGCCAGCAGCCGGACCAGCAGCGCGAAGAGGCUCGGCUCCAAGCAGAGAAGCUUCAAAAGGAGCAGCUUCAACAGGAGCGGCUCCAACAGGAAAGGCUGCAACAAGAGAAGGAGAAGCUUCACCAAGAGAAGCUUGAGCAAGAAAGGCGUCAGCAGGAGUUGUUGCAGAAGGAGAGGCUUGACCAAGAGAGACUCCAAGAGGAGAGGCGCUUGGAGCAGCAACGACAAGAAGAGCGACGGCGGCAACAACAAGAGGAAAGGUGUCGAGAAGAAAGGCGCCAGCAAGAACGGUGCCAAGAGGCAACACAACAUCCUGCAGCUCAACUUGAAGGAGUUCGCGACAAGGGGAGCCUCCAACAGAGUGCGCCCUCGCUGAUCGCGCCGAAGCUGGAGGAAGAGAAGAUGGACUUUGGCACGGUCCACUCCAACGCCUCCCUGUCACGCCGGGCUGAUGUCAAGGAGGAGGAGCUCCCGCAGAUCAUUGACGGCGUGGAGCCAAACCUCCACCCGACGAACACCUGGCUGCCUUCACUGCAAAGGAACUCCAAGAGGGCCUUGGUGCUGGACGGCGCAGAGCUCCCGCGUGCCACCUGGUUCACCACCACCAAGCGUCGGGAGCCAGAGCGGCAAGAGGAGCCGGCCAGCGGCCGGCCUAACUUCAAGCGCUUUCGGAAGGCGCAGAGUUCGCCGCCCACACGGCUGGUGGCCUGCGUGCCCUGGGCACCAGCGCGAAACUUCGACGUCUUUGCGUCACAGCCCACCAUGGACACAGAGAGCGAGAUCCCACGCCUUGGAAUGUGA
Messenger RNA from Effrenium voratum, 2028 nucleotides. The record is from the annotation of a GenBank genome assembly. NCBI's taxonomy places the organism in Eukaryota, Dinophyceae, Suessiales, Symbiodiniaceae.